UAACUAAUCUUAGCGAAACUAUCACAACCCUAAUAAACUGCAACAGUGACAACUCCAAUAAUUGAUUCUACAAGUUCCUAUAUCAUAUCAUUGCCUUCUUAUAAACUCAGGUUAGUGAAACCUUUAUGUUCACAAUGUUCAUCAGCCUUGUGGUUGUGGAGUUUUCCGCCGUACAAGGAAACUGGCCCCCAAUUUCUUUAGCGCACGCACAAAAUUUUGGAAAACCAAAACAACGACAUUAACAUCAAAUUUCUAACAACUUUUCAUACAGCCAAAACCACCACUCAAAAUGUCGAACCCACGUAUCGAGGAACUCCCAGAUAACGAGGAGCCAGUCAAGCAACAAGUUACCGCAGAAGAUGAGGGAUCCGAUAGCUCUGACUCCGAGGGAGAGGGAGAGGUAGAGUCUGGUAUUCCAGCAGGUGCUGGAGCAGUCGUUCACUCCCGAAACGAGAAGAAGGCACGCAAGUCAAUUGCAAAGCUCGGUCUUACAAGAGUUCCUGGUAUUACCAGAGUCACUUUGAGACGACCAAAGAACGUAAGAAAUUUUUAGUUGAUUUGCGAUUCGUUAAGGAAGUUCUUGCGAUCAAGACGUGGAGCUGUGCAACAGCUUCAUAACCGCGGGGUAGCUUUAAUCAAACUUGAACAUAAAUUAAUAACUCUCUACUGAUCAUAUAUUGUCUAAUAGAUCCUCUUUGUCAUCAACAACCCAGAGGUUUACAAGUCCCCAACCAGCAACACCUACAUGUAUGGAACUUCUACCCCGCAUUUGAAAAUUACAUUUUAGUCUAACAAUUUCCCCAGUGUCUUUGGUGAGGCUAAGAUUGAGGAUCUUAACUCUCAAGCUCAAGCUUCUGCUGCCGCACAAUUGGCUGCUCAAGAAUCCCACGACCACGCCGGUCAUGAUCACUCUGGUCACGACCACUCCCACGAUCACGGAAAGGGCAAGGCUGUUGAUACCGGUGACGAGAAGAAGGAAGAGGAAGAGGAUGACACAGAGGAGGUCGAUGCUACUGGACUUGAGGAUAAGGAUAUUGAGUUGGUCAUGACCCAAGCCAGUGUCUCGCGCAACAAGGCUGUGAAGGCAUUGAAAGAGAAUGACAAUGAUAUAGUCAAUUCUAUCAUGGCUCUAAGCAUAUAGUUCUAAGCUAGCUUAGCUGGAUCUUUAUGGAUUGCUGUUCUAGGUUGACAUUCUUUGAUGGAUGGCAGUGGUAUUACGUGGAAAUAGAACGACAUACAUACCUGAAUGAAUUUCAGGAGUGCUAUAUAGUACGAUUGCAAUUCAAUUCUAUGCCACCUUCAUGUGCAUCUACACACUCAAUUCUUUUC
Messenger RNA from Sclerotinia trifoliorum, 1329 nucleotides. The record is from the annotation of a GenBank genome assembly. NCBI's taxonomy places the organism in Eukaryota, Fungi, Ascomycota, Leotiomycetes, Helotiales, Sclerotiniaceae.